CACCACUACCGAUACAGUGCAGAGCCGUGGCCGACAUCGUAUUCGUCAUCGACGCCUCUGGAAGUAUCGGUGCCACCAACUUCAAGAAACAGCUCUCAUUUGCCACAAACCUGGCCGCUUCCUUCAAGACUGGCCCCAACGACGUCAAGAUCGGACUCGUCGCUUUCAGCAACGACGCCCAGAAAUGGUUGGACUUGAAGGACACCACCGGUGACAACCUUGCCCUGUACCGGGUAACGUUCGUUUGAUAUCAUUGCACAUGUAUCAGGUUGCGUUUGAUCUCUUUACAUAAGUACAGGUAACGUUCAGGUAACGUUUGAUAGCUUUACAUGUUUAACAGGUAACGUUUGAUAGCUUUACAUAUUGAACAGGUAACGUUUGAUAGCUUUACAUGUUUAACAGGUAACGUUUGAUAGGCUUACAUAUUGAACAGGUAACGUUUGAUAGCUUUACAUGUUUAACAGGUAACGUUUGAUAGCUUUACAUAUUGAACAGGAAACGUUUGAUAUCUUUACACUUUACAUAUUGAACAGGUAACGUUUGAUAGCUUUACAUGUUUAACAGGUAACGUUUGACAGCUUUACAUGUUGAACAGGUAACGUUUGAUAUCUUUACAUAUUGAACAGGUAACGUUUGAUAGCUUUACAUAUUGACCAGGUAACGUUUGGUAGCUUUACAUACUGAACAGGUAACGUUUGAUAGCUUUACAUAUUGAACAGGUAACGUUUGAUAUCUUUACAAGCUUAACAGGUAACGUUUGAUAGCUUUACAUAAGUACCAAUUAACGUCUGGUUUUCAAUAAUCCUAGAAAAAAAAAAAAAGGAAACUCAAAUUUAUAUUUUAAAUAGUUUUUUUUUCUCCAUUAUUUAACUCUCCUAAGCUAUUUUCCAGGGGGUGAGGUUUACUAAUUACAUAUAAAUGGGAUUAUUUCCCUUUUGUUCCUUUUACUACGGAUGUUGCUUGUCAUCUAGCUUUUAUUACUAUCCGAUUGGCUCUUAUAACUUAACGUAGUCUCCCAUUGUCUAUCAAAGCUUAUUUUAGUAUCAAUUAUCCAACAGGCUAUCCUCAAGACUCCUUACUCCGCUGGCGGCACGGCGACAGAUAAGGCCCUUAACCUCGUCAGCAACAGUUACAUGUUUGAAAGCUUCGCGGGGGGGAGGGACUACGCCCCUGAUAUAGUCGUUGUUUUAACAGAUGGACAGUCCAACAACCCACAAGCAAGUAAAUAUCUUUGUUGUCAAUAUUUUUUUUUUUAAAACACGCCCACUUUCAACAUAGAAAUAUACCAAUCAUGUUAGAGGCAUUACGCACACUUUAAAAAUAACGCUACUGUGCUUUCCACGUAUGAUUUUAAUUCUAUUAGAUCAGUGGUUUUUAGCCUUCCUAAUGAGGCGACCCUUUAUAACAGUUCCUCAUAUUGUGGCGACCCCGAACAUAAUUUUUGUAUCGUUGCUUUUCAUUAAUUGUAAAGUGUAUGUUUUCAGGUGGUUUUUGGCGACCCCUGGAAAAGGGACCUUAGACUCCCAAAAGGCUCGCGACUUAAAUGCUGAGAAGCACUGUAUUAGAUAGAAUAAAAUAAAUACAUAGCUAAAUUCAUAUUAAUAUUGAGAGUUAAAUUUAAGUGGUAUCAUAGCGGAAAAAAUUCUCGGCAGUAUUACAAAUAUUUAUUUAAACUAAAAUAUGUUUAAGUAUAUGUUUAAAUGAAUGGCAUACAUCAAAAUUACAUUAGAAAAAAAAAAGGAAAUCUGGGAAGUAUUUUUAUAGAACCUUUUAUUUGAAAAUUCUGCUAAUUAAGAUUUAGCUUGAUUAAAACUAAUACACAAAUAACGCUAACUAUUUAUUGGCAUCCAUUUUAAAUGUAGUGUUUAGAUGAAAUUAUAAGACAAAAAAAUAUGCUGUAGAUUUAAUCAAAUCUUUCUUUAAUGCAUUAUGAUCUCUUCUUGAUCUCCAUCCUGAUCUGUCGUUGACACAUGCCUUCAAGUGUCCUUGACAAAUGCCUUCCUCUGUCCAUGACAUGCGCCUUCAUCUGUCCUCGGCAUAUGCCCUCGUCUGUCGUUUACAUAUAUCUUCAAGUGCCCUUGACAUAUGCCUUCAUCUGUCCCAAGCUGCCACCGCUGCCUCAAGACUCAGGAAUGCUGGUGCGACCAUAUUCUCCGUUGGUAUUGGCUGGAACGUUAACGAGAAGGAACUUCUGAACGUGGCCAGUCGCCCAGAGAACGUCUUCAGAUCGAACGACUUCGACGUGCUUGGAAACAUUCUGUACCAGCUGCUUCAAAGAGUUUGCCUUGGUCAGUACACAAGCACCUAUCGUCUCAAAUUUAACAAAAAAAUAUUGCUUUAAAUAUGUCAAACAGAAUGUAAUUGUUUUUUUUUUAUAGUGAAUAUGUCUUAAAUGCUAAUAAAUUCACAUAGACGUAAAUAGGGAAAGUUUUCUAAAAUAAUGUUUCGCUAAAGUGCAUUAGUUUUUUAAAACAAUUUUUUAAUGAGGAAAUUUUGAUAUUUUCAUACCAUUUAAAAAAUAAUUUUAAAAAAUUAUGGUUGAAAUUCUUUUACAGCAUCUGGAGGUUCCGAGAUAUCUGUCGUCGGUGAGUAAAUCAGUCAUAUUACUAAUGUGUUGCACUCGACACCGACAAAUCAUUUUAGUUUAUAAUAUACUAAACAUUUUACAGUCAAAUCUUAUAGCUUGGCAUUUUAAAUCUCUAUUUUACAAGAUAUUAUUCCCCACAUUUCUAAUUCUAGAUUUUAAUCCUUAUGAAAUGUGUCUAAGAGUAGGUUAAGUCAUUAAGAGCAAUGUUUCAACCAAUGUUGCAUGAGAUCAUGGCUGGGAAAUUGGAACAAAUCUAUGUCGUGGGUUCUUUUGCUCGCCUUUGAUGCGGACGCAGAUUUGCACGUCACUUUGAAAACAAUUUAACAAUAAAGCAAUGCCAUUGUUUGCCAUUAUUUCCAUUGUUUGUCAUUGUUUGUCAUUGUUUCCAUUGUUUGCCAUUAUUUCCAUUAUUUCCAUUGUUUGCCAUUGUUUGUCAUUGUUUGCCAUUGUUUGCCAUUAUUUCCAUUGUUUCCAUUGUUUGCCAUUGUUUGCCAUAAUUUCCAUUGUUUCCAUUGUUUGCCAUUAUUUCCAUUGUUUCCAUUGUUUGCCAUUAUUUCCAUUGUUUGCCAUUGUUUGCCAUUGUUUAUCAUUGUUUCCAUUGUUUCCAUUGUUUGCAAUUAUUUCCAUUGUUUGCCAUUGUUUGCCAUUGUUUGCCAUUGUUUGUCAUUGUUUGCCAUUGUUUGUCAUUGUUUGUCAUUGUUUGCCAUUGUUUGUCAUUGUUUGCAAUUGUUUGCCAUUGUUUGCCAUUGUUUGCCAUUGUUUGCCAUUGUUUCCAUUGUUUCCAUUGUUUGCCAUUGUUUGCCAUUGUUUGCCAUUGUUUGCUAUUGUUUGCCAUUGUUUAUAAUUGUUUGCCAUUGUUUGCUAUUGUUUGCAAUACAAAUAAAUUUCCCUGAGGCCAUUGAAACUCUCUCCUACCGUUAAUAUCGAGUCUAAAAAUGGCAAGGGGGGAGGGUUUUUUAAAAAAAAAGAAUAUUCUCUGAACGGUGUAGAGGGAAGGGGGUAGGGUGGCGUGGGUUGAGUUUAAUUUCUGUUUUAUAUUUUAAGGCAGCGUAAGUUAAUUCUGUAUUGAUGACAAUGUCAGUUGAUGAUAUUAUCAAGACAAUGUCAGUGGAUGAUAUUAUCAAGACAAUUUCAGUGGAUGAUAUUAUCAAGACAAUGUCAGUGGAUGAUAUUAUCAAGACAAUGUCAGUGGAUGAUAUUAUCAUGACAAUGUCAGUGGAUGAUAUUAUCCAGACAAUGUCAGUGGAUGAUAUUAUCAAUACAAUGUCAGUGGAUGAUAUUAUCAAGACAAUGUCAGUGGAUGAUAUUAUCAAGACAGUGUCAGACGAUGAUAUUAUCAAAACAAUGUCAGAGGAUGAUAUUAUCAAGACAAUGUCAGUGGAUGAUAUUAUCAAGACAAUGUCAGUGGAUGAUAUUAUCAAGACAAUGUCAGUGGAUGAUAUUAUCAAGACAAUGUCAUUAAAGAGUGUUAUACUUGCAACGAAACUUAAUGAUGUGUUCUGUUUCUUUUCAUUUCACAGUUGAAGCACGUAAGUAAAAAAAAUUACAAUUAAAAUAAAAAUUCAUUGAAAAAAUAAUUUCAUUUUUAAAAAGAAUGAAUCAUGGAUCCAUAUAUUAUUUCCAUUUAAUUUAUAGUUUAUACCUUUUGAAUUGAGCUAUAUCUUGAAUCAAAGUAUUUCUGUUGAAAUUUUAAUCGAAAUUAUAGUUUGGAUUCACUAUUAACUGUUGCUAUUAAAAAUGGUUUUGAUGGUCAUAAAAUAGUUUUUAAUUUUAAAUGCAAUUUCGUGAAAACAACUGAUAAAUGUUUACAUUCUUUCCUUUCAGCUUUGCCUGGUGAGUUGUCGUUAUGCCUUACGUGUAAUCAUUGGGUUUUCUCCCGCACUUAGUCUACUCAAAGGUUUAAGGAACGACAUGUCUUCAAUUUGAAACAUUUGUCAAAUUUAGAAAAUAUUUUAAAAUAUUUAAUGUGUUAAAAAUAAAAUUUCCUCCAUUUUUUUUAACUAUGAGCUUGAACAUCUUGUUGUAAGUGUUUACUCUAUUUUACAGCUAUUGAUAUUAACUACACAUAGGCAUACACUUGAGUUCAUUUUUUGAUAUCUAAAUAUCUACGUAUUUAAAUGCUAACUACACAUAUUAAACAUAGAAAUGUAAAUAAUCUAGCAUUAGAAAUAACCCAGUUGUUAAAAGCAAUGAUUAUUCUUUUGUCUCUCUCCACAGAGAAGCAACCGGGUAAGGAAAUACAUAUUUUUCAACAAUAGACUUUAAAAAAAAAAUCCAUUUCUUUAUAUUUUUUCAGGGAAACGUAUUUCGAUAAAUUAAAUUAAUUUUUUUUUUUUAAAAUAAAUUAUUUUAAAAUUGGUUCAAAAUCGUUAAGUCUGUAUAGACGCAAAGUUAAGUAGUAGAGCUUAGUAAGAUUAGUUUAUUUUAUAAGGUCAUUACCCUAAAUACAUUAGGUCAUAAACUUGUUUAUAUUUUAUUCGGCACACUCAUAAUUGAAACAAAAUUACAUGCUUACUUUUUUAAGUUUGUUAUUUUAAAAGAAAAAGUGAUUUUAGGUUACUUUUCUUGAUAAACUAACUUGUUUACCGUACAAAGGCUGGUAAAAAAAAAGUCAUUUUACUGUUGUCAAACAAUCACUGACAUUUCUUUUCCUUGAUUCCAGCAUGCACUGCUGUCGUUGACCUCAUUUACGUCUUGGAUUCCUCCGGAAGUAUCGGACCAAACAACUACAAGAAACAGAUCAAUUUUACGAUAGACCUAGCGUCAAACUUUAAAAUUGGGCCAAGCAAUGUCCUUGUCGGAGCGGUCAUUUUCAGCCAUCUUGCCCAGAAAUAUUUUGACCUGAAGGACAACCCAUCACUAGCAGAACUACGCAGGGUAAAAAAUAUUGAACAUUAACUUUAAACUUAAUUUAAAUAUAAAAAGGAUUGACGGAUUUACAAGUGUAAUAAAAGAGACUCUAUUUUAAAAAGAAUAAAUCUCAAACAAAUUCAAUGGCGUUAUCUGUUAUAACAUUAGACGUAGAAAAAGUCUGUCAUAUACGCGUGUAGUGAAGUUGUUUGCACAAAGGGCAUUAUCAGAAUUAAAACAUAGCGUGUCGUGGCUAUGAUUCAUGAUGUAGUCGAGUUGCGAUUCGUCAAAUGGGCGUCGACUUGUUAAUACCACUUUCGGUUUUGGCGGGCACUCUGCGAUUAAGUUUUCUACUUCUUCAGCAGCCAGGUUACCGUAUCGGAAGCUAGGAUCCCUAAGUGAGUCGAGUCUAUGUAGGUAGCUACGUGUUGGACAGUACACGGUUCGCAUCUUCUUGAUGAGUUUUUAAGCAUCUCGGAUUUUGCCUUACGGAUUUCGAGCCGUCUCGCUUACUGGCCUAGCUGUUGGCACUUUUCAUGGCGAUCACAUUUGCUUUGAGUUCUUUACUGAGUUCUAUAUACAAAUAACUCCUGUGACUCCAGUUCACCUCGUAUUUUAUGAACGUAUGCCAGGAGCAAGGCGCAGCUUCUGCUUUCUGCCUUGAUGCCAACCAUAUAUAGUGGUAGGACCACCGGGGUUCCGGUACGAUGUUCUCUUAACUCAUAUCUAUCACAGCCAUACAAAUGUUCACCUCAUGCUGACCUGCCAUUCGGUACCGACGCAAGAGAGUAGCCCCCCCCCCCCCCCNCACAGCCAUACAAAUGUUCACCUCAUGCUGACCUGCCCUUCGGUACCGACGCAAGAGAGUAGCCCCCCCCCCCCCACACAAAAGUAACCCACCCACCUCACAAAAUCAGUUGCCGCAAUGUAAGGGAUUCACCAGCAAUCUUCACGGUAUUAAUGACGAAGUUUUAGCAUGUGCAUUUCUUAGGCCCCAUGUCCACGGAGGAAUUCGAUCGUGGCGGGCACGCCGGUUCAUGAUAUUCGGUUGAAAGCUUAAGUUGCGGUCACAGCCUAUUAGUCUGUGACACCGCGUAGAGGAGCCGUCCUUUGCUAGAGAUGCGGUGGACAUAAAUCCGUACAUUUAUUAAUAUCACAAGUAAUGACAGUUGUGUUAUGGCAGGUUCUUAGCGCUACUCCAUACAUGAACUACACAACAAAGACUGACCAGGCCCUGGACCUCGUCGCCAGUGCUGGAAUGUUUAAUGCGAAUGCUGGUGGCCGCAGUAACUCUAAAAAAAUCGUCAUCGUCAUCACCGACGGCCUGUCUGACAACCCAACUCUGAGUAAGUUAUGAAACGGUUGUUGAAAAUCGAUUUGUCAAACCAUUAAACCAAAUAAUUAACUUAGAAAAGUCUUGCACAUUCGAAGAUUUUUUUUCUACGCAUGUUUUUCCAUGACAAUUUAAUAUACAGACUUUCUCUUUAUAAGCAUGAUUUUUUUCUUUUUACAUUAUUAAUUGACAUGAUAGUUAUGAAACAAUUUUAAAAAAAUAGAUUUAAAUGUCUUGCAUGGUCUGUAUGUAAAAUACUGAAAGACAUCAAAGACAUAUUUAGAAAUGAGCUUUUCCUUAUAUAAUAUGAAGCUUGUAAAACGAAACGCCAACUGAAUGGCUAAAUCUGCAUUUGAAGAACGUAUGCAAGUAAUGAAGAAAUAUCGCUAGCUUUAAAGCUAUCGUUGACAUGCAUCACUCACGACAGCGCUAGCAUCAUUUUUACUUUGCGUUUUUAAAGACGGUGUUCUUAACUAGAUAAAUCCUUGUCUCUUGACCGUUUUAGAUCUUCCUAAAGCGUGUACAGUGAUUUUAAGUACAUCAAUCCUUGUGUGUUGACCGGCUUAGAUCUUCGUUAACUUGUGCACAGUGAUCUUUCCUGACCUAUUGGCAAAACUAUUUUGAUUUUUUAAAGAAUGUGUGAUUGUUAAUUAUUGAGAUGGUAUUUUUGUUUUCUUCCCCAGCAAAGGAAGCUGCAACACGUCUUAAGUCACAGGGUGUUACAAUACUCGCUGUGGGUAUCGGGGCCGCUCAAGACGCUGAGCUUCAGAACAUCGCAAGCGGUUCUCAAAAUGUUUUCAAGGCUACUAAUUUCGAUGCCCUGAAACAGAUUGUUGCAUCAGUGACCCAGCGUGCCUGCCCAGGUCAGAGAGCAGCUAUAGAAUAAUUUAUUGUAUCGUCUUAAGGGACCUCUUAAAUAUGUGGGUUUAAUAAUUUACACUGUAUUAUAAACAUAAUGGCUACUUUAUAGUCAAAAUCAAAAUUUGUAUUUACACAACUUGUUUAUAAUCAAAAUUAGUGUUAUGUUUUAUGUAAUUAAUGCAUGUUAAUUUUUAAGUUCAUGCGUAUGUUUGUUAAUUGGUCUGUACAGCGUGGUGAGCCCCCCAUAGGCUGGGGCAUCACACUAUGUAAAACAAACAUUAUUACUAAUAAUAAUAAUAAUUAAUACGGCUGGUUCAUAGUCAAAAUCAACACUUGUAUUUUUACAAAUAGUUUAUAGUAAAAAACAAAACUUGAAUUAUAUCAAAUACAUCUUAAUUAAAUGUAUUCUACUUUUUCUGAAUUUUUUCCAGGCACCUCCGGCUAAACCCUCACGUACUCAGGUAACAUCAAACAGAGUGGAAGUUAUUGGAAACUUAAUCUUUCUACCGAAAUCUACAUUUAAUUUUCCGAGACUACCUCCUGUAAUUCAAUGCAAAACAUUUUAAACUGUCUUUAAAGAGCUUCUUAAAUAUAUAAUAAUAAAUACAUGUUUUGCCUAAUAUA
Messenger RNA from Lymnaea stagnalis (great pond snail), 8255 nucleotides. NCBI's taxonomy places the organism in Eukaryota, Metazoa, Mollusca, Gastropoda, Lymnaeidae. The record is from the annotation of a GenBank genome assembly.